This is a messenger RNA of Exophiala viscosa, 2112 nucleotides long. RefSeq lists its product as uncharacterized. Lineage: Eukaryota; Fungi; Ascomycota; Eurotiomycetes; Chaetothyriales; Herpotrichiellaceae. The transcript is spliced from 3 exons. Bases 237 to 1976 code for a protein of 579 amino acids. The record is from RefSeq and is a predicted model, not a curated record.
UGGAUUUGCAAAACGUGGGGCAAACCGCUUAACGGAACGUCCUUCGCCCUCUCUGACUGGCAAUCUUCAUCCCAUUGCCAUUUCUACUACAGUAUCAGAUUGGUGUAUUGACAAAUAACUCAUGACAGUCCUGUCAGACUCUAUAUGUUCUCACUCUCGAGACUGUAUAAUUUCGCAUGCCGGUCAAAUCUCCCCAGUCACACCAUCGUGCCUGAUUUGAGGCGCUUUGUUCAAGGAUGGCCGACCGAACCGAUGAAAGACCAUGGUCAGACGUCUCAGCAAGGCUGCAGAACCUGCGAAACCUCCUGAGUUCCGAACGACAUCUAGGCGCCGACCAGCAACAGGCGUUUGAGGCUUUCGAUCGAGAAAUGGACCACCAAAUGGCUGCCGAUCGCUCAGCUGCCCGAGAACGACGGAGAAGAGAUUUAGAGACACAUUCCCAGGAACAAGACGUCGCAAGGGUUGCAGAAAACUUGCCACAAAGCAGCAGUGCGGCAAGCCUUGUUCGAGCCAGAAGGAGGGCUUUCAGACCUAGUGAGCGCCUGCAGAGAUAUCAGAGAGAAAGACUCGGGCAAACCAGUAGAGCAGCUGAAGCAUAUAUCACCCCUUUUCGUCUGUCCGACUCGUCGGCGCGGUCAAGCAAUGACCGUGGGGACCGUCUGAGUUCAAAACGGAGAAAGUUGGACGAUGGAACGUAUGAGGAUGAGCCUCGGACCUUCACCUACGGCCACUACGGGCAGGUUACACCAGGUCAACUUCGGAUGGAAGUUGUCACUUGCGAUGGUGGUGAAUACUCGGAUCCCCACGUGCCCAUCAAUUCAUACCCUCAGAAUGUCCUUCUAGACGACGCCAGUGUAUACUGCACCAAAACCAACAGGUGCAAUCUACUGUUCAAGCAUGUCGGUGGAAUGCCAUUUACUUUGACUAAGAUCGUCGUGAAGGCGCCGAGGGCUGGCUUCGAUGCUCCGAUCCAGGAAGGAUUGGUUUUCAUCGCCAUGGACGACGACAGCCUCCUGGAAAAGACAUCACAGUACGAUAUACGUUGGUCUCCCAGAAGUCAUCGCUUCCGGCACAGACCAGACUUCCACAGGCCCUCGCUCGAAUACAUGAACUCAACUAGAUCUCCGCUCCGAUCCAUCGACCGCUCCAGGUAUCUCAACAACCCAACUGACCUGGGUGAUGACCUCGAACCAGAUACCGCACUUGUCCCUGGCUUCGAUGUCUCGAUUGCGGAUCCCUCCGACGAGGAAGAUGCAGGAGACAGUCCACCGUCACCGCGACCAUGGCAUCACGAUGACGAAUAUUCGCUCCGCUCGUAUGUCGACCGAUAUCGACCGCUAUCCUUUCCCGACGAACCUAACGACAGUACGUGGGACCUUUCCAGUGAUUCCGAAGGAUAUGAGCCAAGUAUCCUACAUAUGGAUGACAGCAUGCCGGGAGAAAAUGAAACUAGCCAAAGACAUCCAGCUGAAUCAGACAGUACCCUGGCUCACCAAAACCGCAUGCUUGAUCUUAUGCGAGCUCAGCAAGCCAUCAACAAUGACUCUUCAUUUGGACGUCGCGAACGGAGGACACAACAGGCUGACGAGGCGGCUCUCAAUCGGCCAUUGACCCCCGGCGAUACCGUCGUGCAAGAAAGCGGGUUGCGAUACGGUUUACCUCUUGAACUUGCUUCCGUCUCGGAGAACAACGCCCGCAGGCUUCGAGAGUGUUACGAUCAGACGGCCACCAAAAGUGCUAGAGGCGAUACCGGCCCAAGUUCUUCCAACAGGUCGAACACGAUCAAUCCGCAUGCACGAUUCUUCAUCAGCAGAACCAAAUCCAGUGCUGCCAUAAAGUUUGAUCCCCCAGUUUCUGGUCGUUAUAUUUUGGUUAAACUUUGGGCUCAAUGCCCGAAUGCGAACAUUGAUGUCCAAGCUAUUCUGGCACAUGGUUAUGGAGGGCCUCGGUUCUUUCCGAGUACGGAAACGAGAUGAUGCGAGGAUCACUUUACGACGUUAUGAUGUUUUGGUUUUCGAAGCCGUUGGUAAGCCAGCAGCAGGGUAUAAGACUGAGGAUGAAACAUUUUUUUGACAAAAUACCCACAAUGUCCAGCCAUUUAUCCACGAGACU